GAAAAUACAGGCAGGUGCAACAACAAAUAAAACAAAAAUGCAAAAUGUCUAACAAAACCAAAGGUAUAUAAUAAAAGUUACGUAUAAAGCUGAAUCUGGUAAAAACUAUAUACUUGCUUUGCGUAUGGUAGAAGUACACCAGGGGAAAAAAGUAUACAAGAAAACUCCGACACCGUAAUUCCGACAUCGUAAGUCAUACACAAUAGGUUAUUACGAAGUUUCGACAAUUUUCAGUAUGUAAAACAUCAGACCAAACUCAGCUAUUUAAUCUAUUGCAUACAGCAACCCUCCCAAAUUUGACACAAAAUGUAAGAAAUCAACAGUUCACAACGCAGAAUGAGAAUAUAAAAACUUGAAUAAUCUCAGCAUGGUGCCCUCUACCACAAUAUUUUGAAACCAUCAAAAGUAUCGUAGAGAAGUUCAUCUUACAACACUUGAAGCAGAUGUAUCUUUUUAUAAACGUACUUAUACAGUUGUCUGAAUAUUUCCUAAUUUUAAAGAUUUUUGCAGUGAAAAACCUUAGAGAUUAAUAUUAAUUUACUAUUUCUUCAAAACGACUUAUAAUGCGUUUUCCCAAACCAAAAAAAACUGAAGUCAAUAAAAACCUACUUUUGACAGACUGUGUAUUACCAUCAGUCAAAACAACGCUUUUGGCUUUCGUAUGAAAUGCAACCUGAAAAAUAAAUUUUUGUGACCAUACUGUCAUUUUUUAUUGCUUUUCGACGAAAAUAUAUUCGUGACGUAAAAGCUUUUAUGUCUAAGAUGGUUGGUCCAGUCAUCUGAGUUUAAAAAAUGUUGAAAUUUGGGAACAGCAAACAUGUGAGUAGUACCCAAAGUCCUACUGAUGAUGUUCUACCUGAAGUCCUACUGAUGAUGUCAUACCUCAAGUCCUACUAAUGGCGUCAUACUGGAAGUCCUACUAAUGAUGUCAUAGCUGAAGUCCUGCUAAUGACGUCAUACCUCAAGUCAUAUUAAUGAUGUCAUACCUGAAAUCCUACUGAUGAUGUCAUACCUGAAGUCCUAUUGAUGAUGUCAUACCUGAAGUCCUGCCAAUGAAGUCAUACCUGAAGUCCUAUUGAUGAUGUCAUACCUAAAGACCUGCCAAUGAUGUCAUACCUGAAGUCCUACUGAUGAUGUCAUACCUGAAGUCCCAUUGAUAAGGUCAUACCUGAAGUCCUGCCAAUGAUGUCAUACCUGAAGUACUAUUGAUGAUGUCAUACCUGAAGUCCUAUUGAUGAUGUCAUACCUGAAGUCCUGCUGAUGAUGUCAUAUCUGAAGCCCUGCUGAUGAUGUCAUACCUGAAGUCCUGCUAAUGAUGUCAUACCUCCACCCAGCUCACAUACAGAUUUGUUCCUAAAAAAAUGAAAAUUAUUAACUAACUAAUAAUAACUUCAUUCACCAAAAAUUGUAAAAAUUGAAAUUAUGAAACAUCUAACCAAAUAUUCAACCAAUACCCACGGCAUACACGUGUUCCUUCAUAAACAAUUUGACUUUUGACCAAAGUUGUUGGAAAGCUAACACCUUUAAAUUGGUCAAAAAUUUGCCUUACUAUUUUUGAGAAAAAACCCAAACAGUUUAAUAGAUUAUAAAAAACCCUGUUAUUCGCAGUUAUUCUCUUUGAUGUUAAUUUUUUACACAAAGCAGACAGUGAAUAAUUAUUCCGUUUUAAAGUACGUUGUUCCAUCAAUGAGUGUAAACAAUCGUGUAAGGAAAAACAGAACCCUUUUUAAGUAGUUCCAAAACAUGGGUCAAACAUUGAAAAUUGGUGCUUACAUUCAAUAAUAUUUUUCUCAGCAAUUUUGCAGAUUUUACUUGCUGAUUAACUAGUUGCUUAUACGAAAAAUACAGUACUACAUUUUAGGCUCGCAACACAAAAAAGAAUCAAGGAUGACAACACUAAUUUUCAAUCGCUCUUAAAACUUGAUUCCCAUUAGGAUACCCCCUGGAUAUUCCCACUAGGAUAUACGCACUUAGAUGCCUAGUGGGGACCUAGCUUAAGUAAACCUUGUAAACGCAUCAAUAUGCUUCUUUUUCAUAAAUCCUUUUUUUUUAGCCUCAGCCUCUAUAUUCUUAACGAAUCUCAAUUUUGAGCAGAAAUACUUUUUAAGAUUGAAACAGAGAAAGAAACCCAAUUCGUUAAGAAAUCCAAUUCACUAAGAACCAACUUAAAUAGAAGAGUCGCCCAUGUUUAGAAAUACAAGUCAGCAAAACAAGUAAAAACUUUAAAAAUGACAAGAAAUCUUCCAUCUGUUCAUAAACGUUAGCUCCUUUAAACGUCGAUAUUUUUAUAAGAAUGUUGGAGAUUAUUUAGGUGCAAAAAUAGAAGAAUGAACAUUUUGUUUUUAUCACUUACAGAAAGAGGUCUUUAUGUUUGAUACAAUAAGUAGCCAGUAUCUCUUCUGAUGGCCAUAUACCUACACAAUAAAUUUUUUUUUAUGUUACAUUGUUUUCGUGAGUAAUACGAAAACAAAAGAAGGAUUGGUUUGGCUUGCACUACAAUUAAUUCUUUUAAAGAAAAAAAAAUGAAUCAAAAAGAUGAAAAUUAUAUUUUUAAAAUGUCUUUGUUCCAACAAAAACAACAAGGAGAAAAAACUGUAAUAAAGAAAUAAUUUAACUAAAAAAUCAAAUUUUUUGAAACUAAAGAGAGAUUCAUCACAGUUGCAAAAGAAAGUCAGACAUUUAAACAUCUCUUGAAGAUGAAAACCUUCAUACAUCUGAUUACAUUAAAAUGUUUAGUUAAUCUUCUCUCGUUUUCAUCAGCUCUGAAGAAGCCUGACACGAACUUAAGCGUUCAAGUUAUUCUGUGGGACAACAAACCGUAUGCUUUUAAGAAUGAGGAGGAUGGAAUAGACGGAAUAUUCCCAGAGGCACUAUCGGCUAACGCUUGUAAAGGUGUAAACUUCGAAGUGAAAAAAAGAUUGCUGAGUACGGCUGAAGCAUUUCAACUGUUUCAAUCAAACACACCGUGGGACGUGUUACAACAGUACAACAUAUCAAUAAAUGAUACUGUAAUGUUUGGAGCACACAAACAAUAUUUGAACACGCAUAAUGGCUUCAAAGAUAUUUAUCUUGGUAAAUCUUCAACAUUAGUGAUUAUGGUUGCUCGAGGUCGCAUUUCGCUCCCACAAAAUCUCUACAGAGCUAUCACAAAGUCUUGGGUGCUGUUAUAUCUAAUGUUCAUCUAUACACUGCUGAGUGCAUUCAUCAUUUGGUUUGUGGAGGUUUGGAGAAAUAAAAGCAACUUCCCUUCAUCGUUCAUUACAGGUUUUGCAAACGGAAUAUGGUGGUCAACAAUAACAAUGUCAACUGUCGGUUAUGGUGAUAUUGUACCUAAGUCUCUACUGGGUCGACUUUUAUCAAUUAUGUGGAUUUGGUUAAGUGUACUCUUAAUUGCUUGCAUGACAAGCACAAUAACAAAUUCAUUAUCAUUGCCGAUUAAUUUGGAAGAAGAAAAGGUUGCCGUGCUUAAUAAUUCAUGGGAACAUCAAGUCAUAAAAAAAAUCCCAGAAGAAAUUUCAGUGGAAGAAACGUAUGAAGAUGUACUAAAUAAAGUUAGUAAAGACGAUUAUGUUGGGUUAAUGGAUUACACCAGAGCCUCUCGAACUCAAGAGGAAAUCAGAGAAAAAAAUAUCAGACUACUCAGCAGCUUCAGCGGUCAAUUUGAUUGGGUGUUUCAACUGUCCCAUAACAGAACCAAUGUUAGUGUUGUUGAAGAUUGUUUAGAGAGGAUUGGAAGACACGAUAUAAAAACUAUUUUUGCAGAAUAUACAUCAGUGAUUACUUACAACAAAUUGGAUGAUGGAAUAGAAAGUUUGGAAACCAACACAUCCUUUUUUAUGAGCUUAUGUAUAGGUGGAAUAUUCUUGUUAGGAUGUAUGUAUGAUAUAGUCAGAUACAUACUAAAGAAAACUAAAAAAAGAACAGCUGAGCUCAAUUUGAAUCAAUCAUCUGCAUUGAAGUUAGAAUUAGCUCAAAUACAUUUAAAAAAGCGAAUUAUUUCUUUAAGAGAAGAACUCAAUGACAAUCUGACAGAACUCGAGAACAUGUUGGAUGAAAUAGCAAUCAAAUAACACAUACGUUUGUCAAAAUAUGGAUAAAAAAUGACAAUGAUGAUUGAAUACACAAAGGAACAUAACACUAAUAAAAUCAAGGAAAUAUCAAGUGAUGAAAUAAAUUGUUGUAUACAAUUGUGCACACUGUAUUUGAAGAAAUAUAAUUCACUAGUUCUGUAGAUAUGGUAUGUGAAUAGUGAUAUUAUUUUAUACUAGUCGUUAGACUGUG
Hydractinia symbiolongicarpus is the source of this 4281-nucleotide messenger RNA. Its product is annotated as potassium voltage-gated channel subfamily A member 2-like. The coding region runs from base 2697 to 4070 and encodes 457 amino acids. Gene Ontology annotation, cellular component: voltage-gated potassium channel complex. Gene Ontology annotation, biological process: potassium ion transmembrane transport. NCBI's taxonomy places the organism in Eukaryota, Metazoa, Cnidaria, Hydrozoa, Anthoathecata, Hydractiniidae. Gene Ontology annotation, molecular function: delayed rectifier potassium channel activity. The record is from RefSeq and is a predicted model, not a curated record. The transcript has 6 exons.